UGCAACCACAAAUCGGUCGGGUGCGAGAUGUACAGCUACGGCGCUUCCGAGGCCAAGCAAAGGAAAGAAUCCUACUUGGCCAAGAUCAGACACUCCCGGCGCCCAGCUCCCACGAGCACUAGCCUCGAUGCCGGUGCCAGAGACAAGGAGGCCACCGCCAUCUUGGAGGAUGACGGCGGAGGAGGGGGGCUGUAUCUGGCCCUAGUGAAGGGCGAGGUGGAUGGCGGCAGAGGCAGAGACGGAGGAGGAGAAGGAGGAGGAGGAGGGAAGCUGUAUGUGGCCGUUGGGAAGGACGAAGAGAAUGGCAGGUCCAACCUCCUCUGGGCCGCUCAGAACCUCCUCGCCGGCGAUGACAAGCUUGUCUUGCUGCACGUCCACCAGCCCGAUCACAGAAUCAUGACCGGAUUUCGCACGGUCGAUGCAAGCCAGCUCCAGGAGAAGGAGCUCAAGGCUUACCGGAAGGAUGAGGAUGAGGAGAUGAACACACUUUUGAACCACUACCUCGACUUCUGCAAAGAUUCUCUCAAGAUGCAAGCUGACCGCGAAGAAUAGUACUGCGAAUGGCAUCGUCAAGCUCAUCGAACAGAAUCACAUCACAAACCUUGUCAUGGGAACAUCCUCCUUCUCACCUGACGUCCAGACCAAGUACACCUUCGUAAUGAGGUUUCAUCGAUAAACACACACACCGCGAACUGCGCUUGUUUCUAUGCAUUGAUAUACAUAGGGCAAAGCACUGCGAUAGUUGUGUAAUUAUAUUAAAAUUUCUUAUUUCAUGUACGUGAAUUAAUGUCUGCUAUUGUAAACAAGCGGCGGUAAAACAGCUAGGCUUCACAACCAAUUAAUGGGUAUUAAAACACUGCCCUUUUGUAAGUUGACACACAAUCCAAAAUUUGUCUCCCUUGUGUUAUCAAAUGACAAUUAAUCACAAUACACUCCCAAUAACAGAACAUUAU
Molecule: messenger RNA, 953 nt
Organism: Triticum aestivum (bread wheat)
Lineage: Eukaryota; Viridiplantae; Streptophyta; Magnoliopsida; Poales; Poaceae
Exons: 3
Coding region: 28-552 (174 amino acids)
Source: RefSeq, a predicted model, not a curated record